Molecule: messenger RNA, 4259 nt
Organism: Oncorhynchus keta (chum salmon)
Lineage: Eukaryota; Metazoa; Chordata; Actinopteri; Salmoniformes; Salmonidae
Product: sodium/calcium exchanger 3-like
Exons: 8
Coding region: 61-3060 (999 amino acids)
Biological process (GO): sodium ion transmembrane transport; cell communication; calcium ion import across plasma membrane
Cellular component (GO): postsynapse; axon; sarcolemma
Molecular function (GO): calcium:sodium antiporter activity
Source: RefSeq, a predicted model, not a curated record
AGCACGUUUGACUGAGGAUAAGGAAGUGCUGAUACAAACCCAUAUUACGUUUACUGCUGAAUGAAUGAUAGAUACCUCGGAGUAAAAAGGUCGAUUGGAAAAGGGGCAUUACGCAGUGUCGAAAACACGUCAGAAUACCAAAAUACAGGUGUUGUGAGGUAUCAACGACAGCCCAGUGCUGGAUCCCAGAGGCCUUGUCAGUGUGGUAAGGACCCCCUGGACCCCCGAGGGUGGAUGGAGCGCUUCAGGCCGAGGCUGACGAGGCUGGGGCAAGGGAUCAGGACCGGGUCGUCGUCCUCUUACCCAGCAUGCCUCUGGUUGGGCCUGCUCUCUGUGGCCGCCGCCUUCCUGUGCGCAGAGGGCGAUCGCACCACCCCCAGCCCCGCCAUCACAGACUCCCACAAUGCCACCUGCUCCGAAGGCACGUCCAGGUGCAAGCCAGGAAUUGUCUUGCCCAUCUGGUACCCUGAGGACCCUUCCAUGGGGGAUAAGAUGGCCCGAGUCAUCGUCUACUUCGUAGCUAUGAUCUACAUGUUCCUGGGAGUGUCCAUCAUAGCAGACCGCUUCAUGGCAGCCAUCGAGGUCAUCACCUCCCAGGAGAAGGAGAUUAUUAUUAAGAGAGCCAACGGAGAGACCACCACCGCUACCAUCAGAAUCUGGAACGAGACGGUCUCCAACCUGACCCUCAUGGCCCUGGGUUCUAGUACCCCUGAGAUCCUGCUGUCUGUCAUCGAAGUCUGCGGACACGACUUCGUAGCUGGCGAGCUGGGGCCGUCUACGAUCGUCGGCAGCGCUGCCUUCAACAUGUUCGUGAUCAUCGGCCUGUGUGUGUCUGUGAUCCCCGAGGGAGAGACGAGGAAAGUGAAACAUCUCAGAGUGUUCUUUGUGACGGCGGCGUGGAGUAUCUUCGCCUACAUCUGGCUCUACAUGAUCCUGGCGGUGUUCAGUCCCAACGUGGUCCAGAUAUGGGAGGGGCUGCUAACCCUGGCCUUCUUCCCCAUCUGUGUCAUCCUGGCCUGGCUAGCCGACCGACGACUCCUCUUCUACAAGUUCAUGCACAAGAAGUACCGCGCCGACAACCACCGUGGCGUCAUCAUCGAGACCGAGCACGAGCGCUCCAAGAGCAUCGAGAUGAUGGACGGUGGCGGCAAGAUGGUCAACUCACACUUCGCCCACGACGGAGGCGCCGCCCAUAACCUCAUCAGCCUGAUCGAGGGGAAAGAAGUGGACGAGUCUCGGCGGGAUAUGAUCCGGAUCCUGAAGGACCUGAAGCAGAAACACCCAGAGAAGGAGAUGGACCAGCUGGUAGAGAUGGCUAACUACUACGCCUUGUCCCACCAGCAGAAGAGCCGAGCCUUCUACCGCAUCCAGGCCACGCGCAUGAUGACGGGCGCCGGGAACAUCCUGAAGAAGCACGUGGCGGAGCAGACCAAGAGGAGCGCCAGCGUACAGGAAGUGUGCGUGGUAGGGGAGGAAGUCGAGGAGUACGUGUCACGGAUCGCCUUCGAACCCUCCGUGUACCAGUGCCUGGAGAACUGUGGCGCCGCCCUGCUGGCCAUCUCCAGGAAGGGUGGCGACAUGGCCAAGACCAUCUAUGUUGACUACAAAACAGAGGACGGCUCAGCCAACGCCGGCGCCGACUACGAGUUCACAGAGGGCACGGUGGUGUUCAAGCCCGGCGAGUUCAUCAAGGAGAUCAGCAUCGGCAUCAUCGAUGACGACAUCUUCGAGGAGGACGAGCACUUCUUUGUGCGUCUCAGCAACGUGCGCCUGUUGGAGUCUGACGAGGACGAGACACUACUGUCUCCGAACUCUCUCCCGUACCCCAAGGCCCUGCUGGGGUUCCCUGCCAUCGCCACUGUUACCAUCCUGGACGACGACCACGCCGGGAUAUUCACCUUCGAGACCGACACCUGUCACGUGAGUGAGAGCGUGGGCGUGAUGGAGGUGAAGGUGCUGAGGACUUCGGGGGCGAGGGGAACAGUCAUCGUGCCAUAUCGUACCAUGGAGGGGAUCGCCAAGGGAGGAGGGGAGGACUUUGAGGACACCUACGGAGAACUGGAGUUCAGGAACGAUGAGACCUGCAAGAUGGUUCAGGUGAAGGUGAUAGACGAUGAGGAGUAUGAGAAAAACAAGAACUUCUUCCUGGAGUUGGCCGAGCCGCGCAUGGUAGACAUGAGCCUGCAGAAAGAUGUCCCAAAGUUGUUGUCAGAGGAAGAGGAAGCUAAGCGGAUUGCAGAGAUGGGGAAACCAUCUCUGGGGGAACACUCCAAAAUGGAGGUUUUCAUCGAGGAGUCCUAUGAGUUCAAGAAUACGGUGGAUAAGUUGAUAAAGAAGACCAACCUGGCUCUGGUGGUGGGCACCAACUCCUGGAGACAACAGUUCAUGGAGGCCAUCACAGUCAGUGCAGGAGACGAGGAUGAGGAAGACUCCGGUGAAGAACGUCUUCCGUCUUGUUGUGACUACGUCAUGCACUUCCUCACCGUCUUCUGGAAGGUGCUGUUCGCCUGUGUUCCUCCCACGGACUACCUGAACGGCUGGGCCUGCUUCUUCAUCUCCAUCGUCAUCAUCGGCAUGCUGACCGCAGUGAUCGGAGAUCUGGCCUCUCACUUUGGCUGCACCAUCGGGUUGAAAGACUCCGUUACUGCCGUGGUGUUCGUGGCGCUGGGUACGUCUGUCCCUGACACAUUUGCCAGUAAGGUAGCGGCGGUGCAGGACACAUAUGCAGACGCCUCCAUCGGUAACGUGACGGGCAGUAACGCGGUCAACGUGUUCCUGGGCAUCGGGGUGGCGUGGUCGAUAGCCGCCAUCUACUGGCACAUGCAGGGCAAGCAGUUUGUGGUGGAGGCUGGCUCGCUGGCCUUCUCCGUCACCCUCUACACCAUCUUCGCCUUCCUGGGGGUCUCUGUGCUGCUGUACCGCCGCCGGGCCCACAUCGGGGGGGAGCUGGGCGGGCCGCGCGGCCACAGACUGGCCACCUCUGCCUUCUUCUUCAGUCUCUGGUUCCUCUACAUCCUCUUCUCUAGCAUGGAGGCCUACUGUCAUAUAGAGGGCUUCUAGAACCUUCUGGAACACUUCUGUAACACUUCUAGAAUUCUUCUGAGACACUUCUAGAAUUCUUAUGGGACACUUCUAGAAUUCUUCUGGGACACUUCUAGAACACUUCUGAGACACUUCUAGAAUUAUUCUGGGACACUUCUAGAACACUUCUGAGACACUUCUAGAAUUCUUCUGGGACACUUCUAGAACACUUCUGAGACACUUCUAGAAUUCUUCUGGGACACUUCUAAAAUAGUUCUGGGACACUUCUGAGACACUUCUAGAAUACUUCUGGGACACUUCUAGAAUUCUUAUGGGACACUUCUAGAAUUCUUCUGGGACACUUCUAGAACACUUCUGAGACACUUCUAGAAUUAUUCUGGGACACUUCUAAAAUAGUUCUGGGACACUUCUGAGACACUUCUAGAAUACUUCUGGGACACUUCUAGAAUUCUUCUGGGACACUUCUAGAACACUUCUGAGACACUUCUAGAAUACUUCUGGGACACUUCUAGAGCCUCCUUACAGGAGGUUCAAAGUAUAACUUAAUGGAGAGUAAAAGUAGGAUUCUCAGUGUGGAAUGAUGUAAUGAUGGAAUGAUAUUGGUAUGAAGGGAUGAGAGGAGGAGAACAGUAUGAGGUAAAGGGAGUUGGUGGUGGCCCCCCUCUCCUCCGACCCUCCUCCGACCCUCCACCUUCCCUCAACCCCACUCUAAGGACCCCCAGACAUAAUCAGUCCAUCUCCUCUGAAGGAGAUGUCUGUUAAGGCAGGAAGAGCCGGUCUGCUACCCACAUGGGUGUGCUUAGAGCUGGGGUUGGGGUACCUCUAUACCGGGGUAAGAACACCAGAGGGUGUCUCAUCUGGUCUGGUCUUUAUUCCACUAGAAGAGACAAUAAGCUGAUGAGAUCUGAGCUAUCAGAAGAAGUCUAUAUUGUUCUCAACACCUUGAUGAGAACAACCUUUUCUAAACUAAGUAUUUUGGGGGAUAAAACCAAAACACUUUUUUCUUUUUUUACAAAAAAAAGAGGAAAUCAAAGAUAGUAUUUUUUAGAUCUUUAUGGAGAACAAAACAUGUUAUAUAACUAAUGGAACAUAUAUUGUUGAUGAUGAAUGACAAUUGAAUGGUCAUAGUAUUUAGUAUUAUUUGAUUUGCUUAGUUUCUUAUUAAGGAACGAAUAAGAGGCAAGAAACUAAAACAGGAAGUGCCCGUGGAGGAGAAG